AAAAAUAACGAUUUGGUAUUAGAUGAAUUAGAAAAAUAAUUGUGUUACUAGUUUGACGCUCCUUCUGAUCAAACCAUUACAAAUCGCCAAGUCAAAGUCCUCCUCUUCCCAUCGUCUCCUUCUUUCUCCUCUCCAUUAUUUCCACUUCUUGUUGAACCCCUCUUUCUCUCGAUCUGGGCAGAAUUUCUUUUCCAGUCGUUGUGCGUUUGGAGCAGAACUCUGAUAACCAAUCAAUCACUAUCCGAUGGCGUUGAGCACCCAAGUUAGAGGCUCCACUGGUUCUGCUUUCCCAUGGAAAUACGACGUGUUUUUGAGCUUCAGAGGCGAAGACACCCGUAAGGGCUUCACAGACCACUUAUACGACAAGUUGCAGUGGAGAGGAAUCAGGACUUUCCGGGACGACCCAGAACUUGAAAGAGGCACAACCAUCUCUCCGGAGCUCCUCUCAGCAAUCGAGCAAUCCAGGUUUGCGAUCGUCGUUCUUUCGCCACACUAUGCUUCUUCCACGUGGUGCUUGCUUGAACUCUCUAAGAUUUUAGAAUGCAUGGAAGAGAGAGAGACAAUUCUUCCAAUCUUUUAUGAGGUGGAUCCCUCUGAUGUGAGACAUCAAAGGGGCAGCUUUGCUGAAGCGUUCGAUGAACAUGAAGAGAAGCUUGGAGAAGGUAAUAAGGAGGUGGAAGGGUGGAGAGAUGCUUUAACAAAAGUAGCCAAUCUCGCUGGCUGGGCUUCAAGGGAUUAUAGGUACGAAACAGAGCUCAUGAAAGAGAUUGUGCAAGCACUGUGGAGCAAAGUGCAUCCUACUUUAACCGUAUUUGAUUCCACAGAGAAGUUAGUCGGAAUGGAUGCUAAGCUGGAGGAAAUAGAUGUUCUUUUAGAUAAAGAAGCAAAUGAUGUUCGCUUUAUAGGGAUAUGGGGGAUGGGUGGGGUGGGUAAGACCACCCUUGCUAGACUGGUGUAUGAGAAUGUCUCUGAUCAGUUUGAAGUUUGCAUCUUUCUUGCCAAUGUCAGAGAGGUCUCCGCAACCCAUGGUCUAGUUCGUCUACAGAAACAAAUUCUUUCCCAAAUCUUGAAGGAAGAAAAUGUUCAAGUUUGGGAUGUUUAUGAUGGAAUGACUAGGACAAAGAGAUGUGUAUGUAAUAAAGCAGUUCUUCUAGUUCUUGACGAUGUGGAUCAACCAGAGCAACUGAAAAACUUGGUGGGAGAAAAAGACUGGUUUGGUUUAAGGAGUAGAAUCAUCAUUACAACCAGAAAUCGACAUGUACUAGUCACCCAUGGUAUGGAAAAACCGUAUGAGGUGAGAGGAUUAAACAAAGAUGAAGCCCUUCAGCUGUUUAGUUUGAAUGCCUUCAGGAAAUAUGAGCCGGAAGAAGAUUAUGCAGAGCUCUCUGAGUGUUUCGUUAGCUAUGCCAGAGGUCUUCCUUUAGCUCUUGAAACUUUGGGGUCCUUCUUGUAUAAAAGAAGUCUGGGUGCAUGGGGUUCUGCAUUGGAAAAACUACGGAAUACUCCCAACAGAACCGUUUUUGAUUUGCUAAAAGUAAGUUAUGAUGGACUUGAUGAGAUGGAGAAGAAAAUUUUUCUGGACAUUGCAUGUUUCCACAGGCUGUACCUCAAUGAGUUUAUGAUUGAACAAGUAUACAGUUCUGACCCUUCCAAUCGUAUUACAAUAGAUGUUCUUGCUGAGAAAUCGCUCAUAACUAUUUCCUCAGACAACCAAAUAGAUAUGCAUGAUUUGAUACAAGAAAUGGGAUGUGAAAUUGUUCGCCAACAGUCUUAUGAAGAGCCGGGUGGACGCAGUCGGUUGUGGCUUCGCAACGACAUAUUUCAUGUAUUCACAAAGAAUACAGGAACAGAAGCCAUCGAAGGCAUAUUGUUAGACUUGCAUGAAUUAGAAGAGGCAGAUUGGAAUCUUGAAGCCUUAUCUAAAAUGCGUAAACUGAAGCUUCUCUACAUUCAUAAUUUGAGGCUUUCUCUUGGCCCCAAAUAUCUUCCUAAUUCCUUGAGAUUUCUGAAUUGGAGUUGGUAUCCUUCAAAAUCUCUACCACCAGGUUUUCAGCCGGCUGAACUUACUGAACUUAGUUUGGUUCAUAGCAAUAUUGAUCACCUCUGGAAUGGAAUAAAAUACUUUGGCAAGUUGAAAUCUAUCAAUCUUAGCUACUCUAUAAACUUGAUAAGGACCCCAGAUUUCACAGGUAUUCAAAACCUUGAGAAGUUGGUUCUUGAAGGUUGUACGAAUUUAGUUAAGAUUCAUCCAUCCAUUGCAUUUCUCAUGAGACUUAAAAUGUUGAACUUUAGAAACUGCAAAAGUAUUAAGAGUCUCCCCAGUAAAGUAGAAAUGGAAUCUCUUGAAACAUUUGACGUAUCUGGUUGCUCAAAUCUCAAAAUGAUUCCAGAAUUUGUGGGGCAAAAUCUUGAGAACUUGGUUCUUGAAGGUUGUACAAAUCUAAUUGAUUUUCACCCGUCAAUUGCAUUUCUCAAUAGACUCAAAACUUUGAACUUGAGAAACUGCAAGAGUAUUAAGAGUCUCCCAAGUGAAGUAGAUAUGGAAUCUCUUGAAACAUUUGAUGUAUCCGGCUGCUCAAGACUGAAAAUGAUUCCAGAAUUUGGGGGGCAAAUGAAAAGAUUAUCCAAGCUUUCUUUAAGUGGGACUGCAGUUGAGAAACUGCCUUCAUCAAUUGAGCGCUUCAGUGAGAGUUUGGAGGAGCUUGAUUUGAGUGGAAUUGUUGUUAGACAGCUGCCGUACUCCCUUUUUAUUAAGCAGAAUGUCAGAGUAUCAUCUUUUGGCUUAUUUCCAAGAAAGAGUCUUCACCCUUUGCUUCCUCUGUUAGCUUCCUUGAAGCAUUUCUCUUCUUUGACGACAUUAAAUCUGAAUGACUGUAAUCUCAGUGAAGGAGAAAUUCCCAAUGAUAUUGGUUCUCUGUCCUCCUUGAAGAAAUUGAAACUCAGAGGAAACAAUUUUGUUAGCCUUCCUGCAAGCAUUCAUUUGCUUUCUAAGCUUAAUAAGAUUAACGUGGAGAAUUGCAAAAGGCUUCAACAGUUGCCAGACCUCCCAUUAAAUGACGAAUUAAGGGUGAGAACUGACAAUUGUACGUCCUUACAAGUGUUUCCAAAUCCACGAGAUUUGUGCAGAUUAUCGCGUUUUGCUCUCUCUGGCAUCAAUUGCUUGACUGCGGUUGAUAAUCAAGAUUAUUUCUUCUAUUCAAUCCUAAAGGGGUUGCUUGAGAAAACCCCUCUUUCUACUUCUUUUGAGCGUUUCCGUUAUGUAAUUCCUGGAAGUGAAUUUUUUGAGUGGUUCACUAAUCAAAGUGUGGGAGACUCGGUAGCUGUGGAGUUACCUUCUUAUGCAUCUAAUAGCAAGUGGAUUGGGUUUGCUGUAUGUGCUCUAUUUGCACCUCAAGACAACCCGUCUGCCGUUCCAGAAGAUCGUCGUUUAGAUCCUGACCAAAGUUUAAUCAUGUGUUGGUGGAAAAGAUAUGGUGAUGGUAUGGUAGCUACUGGUUUCCGUGCAAAACAAAUUGUUUCAGAUCACCUUUUCUUAGUUGUUUUGCCCAGUCAUUUCUGGAAUCCUCGGAACUGUCAUACGGGUGAAGACGCAUUCAAUGAGGUUAAGUUUGACUUCAAAAUCACUCGAGCUGUAGGAAACAACAGAUCCAUAAAGGUUAAGAAAUGUGGGGCCCGUGCACUGUACGAGCACGACACGGAAGAGCUGAUCAGUAAAAUGAACCAAUCUAAGAGCGGCGUUUCUGUUUACGAGACUAUGGAUUGUGCUUUAGGCAAAUCAGCAUAUGAACAAGGCGGUGCCAUCGUUAAGUCAAAACGAGAGGCAACAAGCGGAAGUGGUGGUUCUGAUGACGAAUAUUUCUCUGCAGAAGAAUGAAAAAAAUUUAGAAGACACUGUCUUGCUCUGACCAUCCAGUGCCUCGAAGCGAAAAUGAAAGGCUAACAGUGCUAUUCUCAGUAUUCGUGACAAGGGAGAAGAGUGGCCUCUCGGGGAGAUGCAUGACAGGUCUGCCAUGGGCCAGUGGCGGGCAAACAAUAGAAGGGUAACAGCUAGUUCAUAUUGAUUGCUAUCUUGUGGAAGCUACAUUCGAAGAUCUGCAAGUUCAUUUUACUUGGUUUGGAUGGGUUUCAAUUUGUAUCUACCGGAGGAUGGAAGAAAACCUGUCAUGGCAGCUUUAGAUUUGUAAUAUUUGCACACUGAAGAUUCCACGCCUGUUGCCAAACUGAUGGUUUGUUGACAUGUUUGGGAGGUAUGUGCUUUUUCUGAAUGGACUGUGUUAUAGAAUAAUUAAAGUCCAUAUUGUAUAUGUGUAGUUACAGACAUACAGUCAGGAGGUUACGUAGAUAAGCGAUGCAUUUUAGAUUGACAUUAACUGGGGCUCAUUUAAGUAAAGCUGUACAGGAACCUGUGUUAUAGUACGAGAAAAUUCCUACUAGUACCCCUGGGUGGGCUUUAUAUCAAUUUCACUCCAAAUCUACAAUUCUGUCAAAGCUCUACAUUCAGGUUGUUUAAGCCAAACCGCUUACAUUGUAGACAUGUUAUGGGCAAGUUUUUAUUUUAUUUUGUUUUAUUUUUGUCCUGGUAUGUACAAAAACUAAAGGACUGUGAUCAGAUCCCAAAGCAAGUAAGAUGUCUAGGAUUUAGGAGUCAUAUAGAAGGUGGAAUAGCUUGAUGACUACUCUUUUAACGACCAACAGUGUUGAAACUAGAAGUAAAAAAUAGGUAAGAUUGCGGAUUAGCUUGUUGUUGAGAUUGAGGCAGCAGUAGUUGAUGAUCAGGCAUGUCAUGUUGAAGUGUUGGCAAGGGUGCUUCAAGCAGAAGAACCUUCACGACUUGUCCUGCUUUUGGCCUUUCCUUCUGAUUGGGGCCCAUAAUCCCACAAUCAUAAGACAUUCCAUUUCAUUUUUUCGAUAAUUCAUUUCCAUUCUCUCAUCAGCUGCAUCAAGAAGAUUUCCUGCAUUGUACAAUUUCCAAACCAACUUAAUACUGGCACAUUAUAUUAUCCAUCCUUGUAAGUUCUCCUUCCACAUGCGAUUUCCAAGGCCACAGAACUCCAAAACUAGAUAUGUCAGAUUCUUUACUGGCUUUCCCUUGGUUUGCAUACUCUGGGGUGAUGUAGCCUAAAGUGCUUACCACAUCCAUUCUAUGAGUCUUCAACCGGGAAUCCACGAGCUUAGCAAUGCCAAAGUCACCAAGCUUAGUGUUGAAAACUUGAAAUCGUUGUCCAACUAUACAUUAGCCGAUUUGAUGUCCCUGUGAAGCACACGCUGUCCUGCAUCUUCGUGUAGAUAAUGAAGAUCUGAGGUCAAGCCUAAAGCUAUUUUGUUCCUGACAUCCCACUGCAAAGAUUCUCGAUCUAUCACCGAAUAGAUGGGUGUCAAGGCUGCUGUUUGGCAUAUAUUUGUAAACAAGUAAGCAUUCGCCUUGCUUGUGACACCAUCCAAUGAAUUGCACCACAUUUCAAUGUAUUAACCGGCUAAUGAUUUUGACUUCACGGAUAAAGAUUUUUUUCAAAGUGCUUAUGAU
Rosa rugosa (rugosa rose) is the source of this 5524-nucleotide messenger RNA. Its product is annotated as disease resistance protein RUN1-like. NCBI's taxonomy places the organism in Eukaryota, Viridiplantae, Streptophyta, Magnoliopsida, Rosales, Rosaceae. Gene Ontology annotation, biological process: signal transduction; defense response. Bases 245 to 3874 code for a protein of 1209 amino acids. The transcript has 7 exons. The record is from RefSeq and is a predicted model, not a curated record. Gene Ontology annotation, molecular function: protein binding; ADP binding.